This is a messenger RNA of Lepus europaeus (European hare), 913 nucleotides long. RefSeq names its product mesencephalic astrocyte derived neurotrophic factor (gene MANF). Gene Ontology annotation, biological process: dopaminergic neuron differentiation; neuron projection development. The record is from RefSeq and is a predicted model, not a curated record. NCBI's taxonomy places the organism in Eukaryota, Metazoa, Chordata, Mammalia, Lagomorpha, Leporidae. Gene Ontology annotation, cellular component: endoplasmic reticulum.
AUGGGAGCGCGGCGUAUGGGAGGGCGCCGGGGCCGCCCCCAAUGGGAAGCUACGGCGCGCGGCCGGGACUUGGAGGCGGCGCGGCGGCGCGGGUGCGGUUGUCGGCGGCGGCGGCGGCGGCGGGAGAGGAGGAUGUGGGCCACUCACGGGCUGGCGGUGGCGCUGGCCCUGAGCGUGCUGCCGGGCAACCGGGCGCUGCGGCCGGGAGACUGCGAAGUGUGUAUCUCUUACCUGGGAAGGUUUUACCAGGACCUCAAAGACAGAGAUGUCACCUUCUCCCCAGCCACUAUUGAAAAAGAGCUCGUGAAGUUCUGCCGUGAGGCAAGAGGGAAGGAGAAUCGGCUGUGCUACUACAUCGGGGCUACAGAUGACGCAGCCACCAAGAUCAUCAACGAGGUGUCGAAGCCCCUGGCCCACCAUAUCCCCGUGGAGAAGAUCUGUGAGAAGCUGAAGAAGAAAGACAGCCAGAUCUGCGAGCUCAAGUACGACAAGCAGAUCGACCUGAGCACAGUGGACCUCAAGAAGCUCCGAGUGAAAGAGCUGAAGAAGAUCCUGGACGACUGGGGGGAGACGUGCAAAGGCUGCGCAGAGAAGGCCGACUACAUCCGCAAGAUCAAUGAACUCAUGCCUAAAUACGCCCCCAAGGCGGCCAGCGCACGGACUGAUUUGUAGUCGGCCUGACCCCCUCCGCCCCGGAGAGGGGAGCAGCAGCUCCGCUGUCUCUCCCCAAAAUCGCCUUUUUGUAAUUUAUUUUUUAAGUGGGCUCCUGACAACAACAGGUGCGAAGCCUGGAGCUUUCCGUGACGCCAGCUCUGCUAGUGCCCCUGGGGGGGAUUUACUCCCUUCUGUUGCUGGUUUACUCUAGGACUUCAACAUGUGUCUGGGAUUUUUUUAUUAAAGGAGAAAAAAGUUC